GCUGCUGAGCCGGGCCUCCGAGCCGCCGUCCUCAACCGCGGGGCCAUGGGCAGCCGCAGCACGUUUGCUGGUGAAGAGGAUGACGGCAGCUUCAUCGACGAGUACUCGGUGUGCAUCGAAGUGUACGAAACGGAGGUGACAGAUUCCGGUGGAAGCGCGCCAAUCAUCAAAAUCUCAGGCUUGUGCGACGCUGAUGGUCCAGCGACAUACCUGUGUCAGCACUCCCUGGAGCAUCUGACAGCUACCGGUCAGGCUGCCGACCCCAGUGUCAUCCACGCGAACAAAGACCGAGUUCCCCGAUUCCAGUCCUUGCAAGUGAUUCGCAGUGGCCACGCUGCUCGUUUGUUGCUACAGCCAGAAACCCCCAUCAGUCGAGGCGGUGCGCCCAUGAAGGAAGCGCUGAAUGAUCGACCAAGGUGGGAAGGCCCCGUCACCGAUGCGUUUGCCGGCGACGCUAACCGUAAGUGGUCCAGCCUGUCCAUGAAGUUCACCGCGACAGGUAGAACAAUCACAGCGCAUUCGUGCACACCACAGAACUGCGUUUCAUCAGUAUUACAAUGCCGUGAGCAAUGUUCGGCUCUGGGGAGACGCCCGACAGAAAACCGUGGCUACAGCAGACCACCAAGGCAGAGCACUGGCGUCAGUAAAGACACAAAAUUCACAUCUCUGAGGCCCCGUGUACCGCGCAGCCGUAAAAGGACGACAAUUCCAUCUAGGCUCUCCGGAAGUUUCUGGGAUGCCGAGUACGAAGGGCGCCGAGGCAGUGCUUCCACCUACACGCUUGACAGGCUUCCCUGCGGUGUAUGCAGUGCUAUGCAACAAGUGACGCGGUGUGACCUGGACUGCAUCGAAGAAACUGUGACUACUCGUCACCUGCCAGCCCCGGAAACGAGAACAAUUGUGCGUCGUCACGACUGCGAAACCUCGAUUCAAGAAGGUUGGGGUUGCGCAGACCUUUGCGCUGUGUACCGCAUACUACCUCCUCAAAUAAUUCGUCAAGGGUGCCAGCGAGCCGAGACGACAAUAAAAACGACAGCGGCCGCCGAUGAACUGAGGGAAGUUUACGUCUCCUCUAGCGAUAACGUGUGGCUUGAAGCCCUGAGCUCACCGUUCGCGAGAAGGGAAAUCUCAAUGAAGAACGCUUCGACACAAAACCGGGAAAGGUCACGUGCUUGCUGUUUGGUAGAAGCGACCAGUGCAGCAACAAAGGGUGCCUGCGAUCAAGAAACGAAGACGCUGUUUCCAUCGCAGGUGACGCUACCCUCUAUUGUCACGUCACUUGUGGAUCGGUUUGCUGUCACUUGUUACGAGGUAGUUGCACGGCUUUCUACCGCCGAGUCAGACAAAGUGGACGUAAGCUUGUCAGAAAAUUUGGUAAAAUGCAAUGCCGAUGUUUGGAAUAGGGUUAUGCAACAUGUGCAGGAGAGAAUGGCCGGUGUGGCUCUCGCUUUUGUUGGAGGCAGUAGCGGUCCGACUGAUGGUAUGAGGGGCGAAGGAGAGUGUCUCGUAGAACGCCCUACAAAAAAGCCUUGCGCUGCGGCCAGAAGACUGUCGUCGAGGCUGGACAUUAGUGACAAGCAGGACCUCUCAGGCAGCCGGCGAGACGGUCAUCUUGCCCAGGCUAUGUCAUGUCCCGGUAUGGAUGGAGGUCAUGCUUUACCAUUUAAGGGAUAGGCUCAUUACAUGACGUGCAUUUAUACUGCGAGACCGAACUGAAGCGGACAAUGUCAAUUACGUACUAAUGAUAUAUAGCUUAGCUUGUUGGUGCGGGGCUGUCUAAAGCAUUGACCUUCGGUAUUGCUGUAAGUUGGUGACGUAAAUCUAGAGCUCUGCU
Molecule: messenger RNA, 1834 nt
Organism: Dermacentor silvarum
Lineage: Eukaryota; Metazoa; Arthropoda; Arachnida; Ixodida; Ixodidae
Exons: 1
Coding region: 46-1674 (542 amino acids)
Source: RefSeq, a predicted model, not a curated record